Messenger RNA from Acanthaster planci (crown-of-thorns starfish), 2590 nucleotides. Its product is annotated as pre-mRNA-processing factor 17-like. NCBI's taxonomy places the organism in Eukaryota, Metazoa, Echinodermata, Asteroidea, Valvatida, Acanthasteridae. The record is from RefSeq and is a predicted model, not a curated record. Gene Ontology annotation, cellular component: catalytic step 2 spliceosome. Gene Ontology annotation, biological process: mRNA splicing, via spliceosome. Gene Ontology annotation, molecular function: protein binding; mRNA binding.
AAGCAAUUCAGACAUGGUCUAAUCGAGCUGGUAAAGCUGUGCAAGACUUUAAACCCAUACGUUCUGAGAGUAUCAAUUCCACAACAUGGCGGCCAUCAGUGCGUUGCAAGCGUACGGAAGCAGUGACGAAAGUGACAAUGGCAGCGAAAAAGAAGAAUUUAAUGAAGAUGCCACUGCACAUUUGAAGCCAUUAGAGAAAGGGGAUAAUGUCCGUACGCUGCAGUCGAGAUUCCAACUUAACGCGGCGCCCGAAGUCGAGAGUAAGGAAGCCAUUGGGACGAUACAGCCUCUAGAUCCAUCAACCAAGGAAUUAACAUUUAAUCCACAGUUUGACCAGCUCUUCACACCAACGGUGGGACCAGCGAACCCUUUCAAAACUCAACAGCAAGCUGCAAAGAAGAACAUGCUGUCUGGCUAUGUAGAAGAUGCUCACUUCAGUGACUUCCAGUUUGAGAAUCAGAGGAGGACAUUCAACAGCUACGGUUUUGCAGUUGAUCCUAGUGUCAGAGAGACGGCAGAGACCAAAUUUAUCGGUGCAGCUGACUCCGAAGCCAAGACAGUGUUUGAAAAGACAAAAGUUCGGCCAGGCGACAAGAGAAAAAGAGUGCGCAAGAAUGACCCGUCAGAAAUUGAUGAUUUUGAAGGACCAUGGGGCAAAUAUGUUGACGAGGCAACAGUUUCCAAACCCUCUGAAGAAGAGCAAGUUGAAUUGGACGAGAUCCUUGCCAAGCGGAACAAGAAGGGAAAACAGGUUGACGAAAAGCCAGCUGAAGAGAAGACAACACUUCACCUCAAAGAUAUGUACGACUACUUGGGCCGUUCCUACCUACAUGUCCCUCAGGACUUGGACGUGGACCUACGCACCACAGAGCCACCCGAGAAAUGCUACCUCCCCAAAAAGCUUAUCCACACCUGGGCGGGGCACACAAAGGGUGUUGCUGCCAUCAGGUUAUUCCCAAACUCGGGUCACCUGCUGUUGUCAUGUGGUAUGGAUAGCAAAAUAAAGUUGUGGGAUGUCUACCAUGAAAGGAAACUCAUCCGAACGUUCAGUGGUCACAAGCAAGCUGUCCGAGAUGCCUGCUUCAGUAACGAUGGCACUAAGUUCAUCAGUGCUUCCUAUGAUCGCUACCUGAAAGUGUGGGACACGGAAACAGGCGAGUGUUUGGGUCGGUACACCAAUCGCAAAGUACCUUACUGUGUCAAGUUCCAUCCGGAAGAGGAAAAACAGCACAUCUUUGUUGCCGGAAUGUCAGACAAAAAAAUCGUGCAAUGGGACAUGCGAGAGAAUGAGAUUGUACAAGAAUAUGACAGGCAUCUUGGUGCCGUCAACACCAUCACAUUUGUUGACCUGGGUCGACGAUUUGUGUCAACGUCCGACGACAAGAGCAUGCGAGUUUGGGAAUGGGAUAUUCCGGUUGACUAUAAGUACAUCGCCGAUCCAUCCAUGCAUUCCAUGCCCAGUGUCACACUUAGUGAUAAUGGCAAAUGGCUCGGUUGUCAGUCCAUGGACAACCAGAUCCUGAUCUAUGGCGCCCACAACCGCUUCCGCCUCAACAAGAAAAAGAUCUUCAAGGGCCACAUGGUAGCUGGCUAUGCAUGCCAGAUGGACUUCUCACCAGAUAUGAGCUAUGUCGUGUCUGGGGACGCAGACGGCAAACUGAACAUCUGGGAUUGGAAAUCCACCAAGCUGUACAGCCGAAUCAAGGCACACGAUGGCGUGUGUAUCGGUUGUCUCUGGCAUCCUCACGAAACCUCCAAGGUGAUCACUUGUGGCUGGGAUGGGCAAAUCAAGCUGUGGGACUAAUCACAAAUUGGACGGUAUUAGCUCUGUGCACAACAGCGCCCUCUUGUGGCAGAAAUGUAUGAGGUACCCUCAGGCAACGCAGUGUGGUGCCACCAUUUGCUGUGCAUCGGUGGUCAGUGUUUGUACAUCUGAUGCGAAAAGUUGGCAAGGGUUGCACCGUAAGCUUCAUUUUGUGACAUUUAGGCUGUUUCCAAUAAUCAACUUGGGCUCCGUCUCAAGCUUCAACUGUUUUUUUACUUAUUAUUAUUAUUAUUAUUGUCAUUGAUUAGCAUGAAUUGAGAAUUUUAAAUUUGAAAAAUUCUAAACUGUUGAUAAUCAUAUCAUGGGCAAUCAUGGAGUACUCAUUGGUACCUUUUGAGUUUUCUGUUUCUCUAAGUGCUUUUAAAACAAAUUCACUGGGUACAAGGUGGAGCAGUUUCACUGGGUACAAGGUGGAGCAGUUUUGCAUAGCAACAGUGGCAGAUGUUGGGCUUCAAACUGAAGUGAAAUUUGUACUGUUAUAUCAUGAUUGUUGUUGAGAUGAAAUAAAUCUACUAGUCUCUGGCUGUCAGGAUUUAUGAAGAAACCAUUGAAGAUGGUACAGCUUCAGUCGCAACUGUCAGUAUACUGAGAGUUCAUUCUGUAAAAUAAUGUACAGUUUUGUUGGCAUUUUUAUUGUCUUAUUGAUAUUUCAAAUAAACUAUUGUACUUGAAGGCAUUUUUUUCUGAUGUAUGUAUUAUUUUGAUUAGAAUCCAGAGGUUUUAAGAUUUUGCUGAAUAAAACCAUGAUCUAUAAAAUAGAAAAGA